Molecule: messenger RNA, 1140 nt
Organism: Lutra lutra (Eurasian river otter)
Lineage: Eukaryota; Metazoa; Chordata; Mammalia; Carnivora; Mustelidae
Product: basic proline-rich protein-like
Exons: 5
Coding region: 1-1140 (379 amino acids)
Source: RefSeq, a predicted model, not a curated record
AUGCGCGAGUGCGGGGCACGUGGCCGGGCGGUCCCGUCCCCUCGCGCACCGGCCGGGCGGUCCCGUCCCCUCGCGCACCGGCCGGGCGGUCCCGUCCCCUCGCGCACCGGCCGGGCGGUCCCGUCCCCUCGCGCACCCGCCGGGCGGUCCCGUCCCCUCGCGCACCCGCCGGGCGGUCCCGUCCCCUCGCGCACCCGCCGGGCGGCCGCAGGCACUCUCGCCUCUCCGAGGCCUGACGUGCGCACCCAUCAGACGGGGAUGCUGCAUCACCAGUGGCCACUCGGCCGCAUCCGGCUGGGCUGCUCGGGCGGGCGCGUACCCUCGGACCCCGAGACCCCACUUCAGGCCCCGCGCCCGACGCCGCCGCGCUCGGAGGAAGCCCACGGCGGCGAGGCCGGACGCGGGGCGCAGACCCAACCCAGAGUGCGCCGGGCUGGGGGCGCUCACGGCCAGCCCCCCGCGGCCCCGCUCCUCCAGGCCCCGCCGGGCGGGAGGCGGGCUGCGCGCGCCGCUCCCCACGCCCGGGCCCCACCCGCGCCCCGGCCCGCCCGCUCCUGGGACCGGCCCCGCGCCCCCGGGGCUCCCCGCCAGGCCGCUGUCGCGCGCGCCGGGCUGCGCCCCAGUCCCCGGGCCCCCGCGGGCCGCGGCAGUCCCGGGGCCCCGCCGUCGGCCGCCGCCGGACGCUCCGGGCCCUCUCCGCCGCGGCCCCGCCGGGCCCCUCCCCGGGCCCUCUCCCGGCCGCCUCCCCGGCCCGCCCGGCGCUCCCCGCCCGCCGCGCCCCUGCCCCUACCGUGCGGCGACGCGGGGCCGGCGGACCGGGCGCGCGGGGCUCAGCUGGCGGCGCGGCCCGGCUGCAGGAAAUGCCAGAGCACUGAGGCUGCAGCCGGCUCGGUGGGAGAGAAUUCCGCUGCUGACUCCCGAGUCCACGUGGGCGAUCCUCCCGCACAGGUGACGUCGCCGUCUGGGCACCGGCGGGCACCGUGCAUCCUUCGAGUUCCGGCAAUCUACGAUGAUGGGACGCGCUGUCCCAGCCUCUACCACUUCUGCUUCUGCUCCAAGCUCUGGCCUCGCUUCCUCCUGGAAGCCCUCCCACACAUCCCCUGGCUCAUUUGCUCCCCCCCCCCCAGCAAGUCCCCGUGA